Protopolystoma xenopodis is the source of this 372-nucleotide messenger RNA. The record is from the annotation of a GenBank genome assembly. Lineage: Eukaryota; Metazoa; Platyhelminthes; Monogenea; Polystomatidea; Polystomatidae.
CUGGUUGGCUCACAUCGUCUAUUCGAUGAUGGGCUAGCUGGCUUGCUUCAUGACAAUAGAACCGAGUGGCCCAGUCAUCCGUUUACACAACUUUCCGUAGACGCCCAUUCCGAUCAGGCCUCUGGGCUCAAUCCGUACGACAGUAACAAAUCUCAGAUUGACGGUAUUAACACUCUCCAGCGCUUCAACCUAUUUCCUGAACUCGUAUUGGCAGGCCUGUAUCGGCUUUUCCUCCGCAUGGGCUUUAUUUCAGCCGCCCCUUGCUUUGUGGUUUCGCGAGCAUUACUAUUCGAGGACACCGAUGAUCUUGCGGAUGCCAUCGAUCCUCAAUCUAAAAUAAUGGUUGAUAUUCUGACUGAGCGUUAUGAGUAA